AUGCCUAAGAACCCAAAGUUUGAGUAUGAUGCAAAGCAGCCUGCAUUUCUGCAGAAGCUCCGGGGCCAGUAUGGAGACAGCACUGGUCGCUUGGAGCGGCCAGCCUUACGACCGACCAGACUCAAGGUCAAUAAUGACGACGACGAUGACGAGCCUACCUACCUCGACGAAGAGAGUAACGAAGUGAUUUCCAAGGAGGAAUACAAGGCAUUGGUUGGUGAAAGUGGUCCGAAAGGAGAGGACGAGGCCGGCGACUCAGCGAAGGACAAAUCCACUGGCGAUCAAGACAAAUCCCAAACAGAAGUUUCUACCAACAAACAGAACAACCUCACUGAGGUUGGAGGUCAGAGGAAACGGAAAAAGGCCAAAGUGGUGGGUGAGGACAAUGCCGAAGCCGAAGAAGUCCUUCCCAAGGCAACUUCGAAGAAAUCCAAGAAACCCAAGAAGAUCAAGCUCUCGUUCGACGAGGAAUGA
Messenger RNA from Penicillium psychrosexuale, 474 nucleotides. Its product is annotated as DUF4604 domain-containing protein. NCBI's taxonomy places the organism in Eukaryota, Fungi, Ascomycota, Eurotiomycetes, Eurotiales, Aspergillaceae. Bases 1 to 474 code for a protein of 157 amino acids. The transcript has 2 exons. The record is from RefSeq and is a predicted model, not a curated record.